Geodia barretti is the source of this 290-nucleotide messenger RNA. The record is from the annotation of a GenBank genome assembly. Lineage: Eukaryota; Metazoa; Porifera; Demospongiae; Tetractinellida; Geodiidae.
UGAUGAUGAUGGUAAACUACCUGCGGUGUGCCACGCUGCUGUCAUUGCUGCAGCUAAUUGCAGGGGUUCCCAUCAUUCCGGGGGAAGGGGGAGUGGUUACAUCUCCUCCUGACUCGGUCAGCCAGCAGUCCAAACCAUCAUCAUCUGUCCCUCCACCAACCGAGGCUGACUUGACUUACAACAAUGACGACUAUGAUUAUGAAGAAGACAUCAUUGAUGAAGACACGCCCCCUCCGGCCCACCCACCCAUAUCGGACCACCUCCCUCGGUUCAUAGUGUCGCUCCCUGAC